This is a messenger RNA of Paramecium octaurelia, 667 nucleotides long. Lineage: Eukaryota; Ciliophora; Oligohymenophorea; Peniculida; Parameciidae. The record is from the annotation of a GenBank genome assembly.
AUGAAUUGCAAUUAUCAUCAAGAGAGUCGAAUAGAAUUGGUAUGUGAUGUUUCUCAAAAAUGCUAAAGGAAACUCUGUUCGUAAUGCGAACAUCAAGAGAAAAACAAAACUCACGAGUGCACUCUUUUAGAACAAUUUCAUAAAUCACUAUUAACAUAAUUAAAAACAUCAAAUUUAGAAGAGAAAAAUGAUUUCAAAUAAGAACUCAGUGAAAUUGAAAGUAUGUUGUAAAAAUUUAAGGAGGGAUUAUCAAAGUUAAAAGAAGAGAUAUGCAAUAGCAUUGAUUAGAAAAACGAAUAUUAUUUGAAUAUUAUAAAUGGUAAUACUAAUCUAGCAGAAUAUUCAUAAGUUAAAUUAGAAGAAUUGGUUGAAAUUCAUUAAGAAACAUAAUUAGAUGAUUGGAAUUGUGAGAAACAAUUUUAUUUAAGCCGAUUGAAGAAGAUAGUAAUGUUUUAAUAUUUAGUGCUGUUCUUUAAAAUUUAAAACAAAAAGACAAAACCCCUCUAGAUUAUUCUUUUUUCAAUUCUAUUAAAAACCAAUUCAAAGAAAACUUUCACAAUUUACUUGAAAUUAAUAAGUAAACCAGGUUAAAGAAUUCAAGCAAUGAUAUUUAGAAAAUAGCCCAUGUUAUCAACAAUAUUCGUGAACUUGAAUUUUAUAAAAUGAA